AUGGUAUCUUCCAAACUAUCACUUACCGUAAAGCGACUUUCACUGGCCUCGGCCUACAUUUUCUCAGUUACAUCCCGUAUAUUUACAAAAUCAAUAGUGACGACACUCAAAAUCUUCAGAAGGACCGAGAAGCUCUCCUUCCGUUCUAAGAAACUGCAGGACAUCCAGUUUCUAAGACUUUGUAAAAACUAUCAAGUUAUCCCAAACUUUGUUAACCUCCGUGUUCACAACCCAAUAUUUUACCUGUACUUUGAAAAGCUUUGUGCUUCCUUAAAGAAUUGUGACAUCUACAACAACAACUUCAAUAACGUUACUAACAACAUCACAACUAUAGCCAACAACUCCUUUGGAAAAUUAUCUCAACAGAGGAGACAAGGUUUUAACUCAGAUGUUUUCCUGUCACCACUUCAAACCCUUAAGAAUGACAAUACCAUUGUAAUUACUAAAGCAGACAAGGGACGAGUUGUUAUUUUAAACAAAUGUGAUUAUGAACAAAAGCUGAUGGACAUUCUCAGUGACAAAACAAAAUUCAAACAAAUCACGACAAAAAUUUCCACCCAUCUGUUAUAUUUAGAAGACAAACUAAAUAGACUUCUUCGUACUAUCAAAGCAUCCAUUAACAUAAACACCUACAACUCCCUUAUGACUUCUGGAUCCAGACCUGGUGUUCUUUAUGGACUACCCAAAGUUCAUGAACCUAAUAUCCCUUUAAGGCCUAUCAUUUCCUCGAUUGGCACUUCCAAUUACAACACCGCAAAAUUUCUUGUUCCCAUCAUCUCCCCUAUAACAUCCAAUCAAUAUACUAUUGAUAAUUCCACAUCCUUUGCUAAAGAAAUCACGUCUCUGAACUUCCAACAACCUGUCACUAUGGCGAGCUUUGAUGUCGAGUCGUUAUUCACAAACGUGCCUCUACAAGAGACCACGGAGUUGAUAGCUAACAACCUGGACAAUACUUAUCUUGACAAAUAUGGUUUGGAUACGUUUACCUUCAAAAAGUUAUUGGAAAUCACAGCCCAUUAUUCAGUUUUUACGUUUAACGAUUGCCUAUAUACACAAACAGAUGGUGUAGCUAUGGGCUCUCCACUUGGCCCCUCCUAUGCUAAUACAUUUCUAUGUCACCAUGAGAAAAGCUGUUUAUUCUCUUCACUUUAUUACGUUUUUGAUUAUUCUAUUACUAAUAUUUUAAGAAAGAACGUGUUCCCCAUUAACUUCAAUGAAAGGAAUAUCAAGAAAACCCUUAGCAGACUCCUAGUCCCACAAGACCCCUUAUUAAUUGUUCCUAAAGAUUCGAUUUAUGUUCUUAAAUUGUCUACAAAUUAUUGUACAGAAACUGUGAUGCAACUUACAUUGUAUGCCGGCUUUCAUGUUUACCUCGACUCCUUUGUUCGAAGGUUCUAG
This is a messenger RNA of Penaeus vannamei (Pacific white shrimp), 1398 nucleotides long. NCBI's taxonomy places the organism in Eukaryota, Metazoa, Arthropoda, Malacostraca, Decapoda, Penaeidae. The record is from RefSeq and is a predicted model, not a curated record.